This is a messenger RNA of Coffea eugenioides, 510 nucleotides long. RefSeq lists its product as uncharacterized. The record is from RefSeq and is a predicted model, not a curated record. Bases 1 to 510 code for a protein of 169 amino acids. Lineage: Eukaryota; Viridiplantae; Streptophyta; Magnoliopsida; Gentianales; Rubiaceae. The transcript has 2 exons. Gene Ontology annotation, molecular function: nucleic acid binding; zinc ion binding.
AUGGGAAGAGGAGCGGGAGGACCGAGGACUGUCGGAGCUUCAAGAGGAGCUUUAUCUAGAGGAGGUCGUAGUGGACUGACACAGGCAAGGAGAGCGCCUUCUAGUGGUUCAACGGUGACCCCUCAAGUUACGUGUGGGUACUACGGAAAACCCAAUCAUUUUGAAAAUGACUGUUGGAGGAAGUCUGGGAAGUGCUUGGCCUGCGGUAGUACCGAGCACCAGCUCGCGAACUGUCCAAACAAAAUGAAGACGGGAGAUGAUACCCAGAGACCGGAAAAGUCAGCCUCUAAGCAAACCAGUGCCGGAGGAAUCCGACCGAAAGUACCGGCUAGGGUUUAUGCACUGGAUUAUCAACAAGUUCCUGAGGCGACUGAGGUGGUAGAAGAAUUGGAGUCCCUACCCCCAGAACGGGAAAUAGCCUUUAAGAUUGAUGUAACUCCAGGAGUAGCCCCUAUUUCUAAGACGCCAUAUCAAAUGGCCCCAACUGAAUUGAAGGAGUUGAAAUUGUAA